AUGGUUCGCCUGUCAUUUUCCAUUCCUGAAACAAAACCUGGGACCUUUACCUUUCUUCUUGCUCAUACAGCCACAACUAGAUACAUAUACAUAUAUAGUAAGAAAAGGGAGACAUUUAGAGAGGGGAGGAGAAAGGUCGUGAUCUUGGGUUUGCCUGUUCUUACCCUCUACGAUCAUGAUCCUUCUCUUCCUUGCCCUUAUAGGGAAAUAGAGCUGACUAAUCUUAAGACGAGGAUAGAGAAACUCAGAUUUGUGCGUAAGAAUUUCAAGUUUUGCUACAAUAAUUCCCUUUGUGAAGUUCACAAAAAAGACAUUUCUGCCCUUGCAUAUUGUUAUGUGCACAAGAAAUUAUCUGAUCUUGGUAGUAUGUGUGAAGGGUGCCUUCUCUCCUUUGCAACAGAGACGGGUUCCUCUGAUUGUGGUAAAUACAAGUCUCUAGUGGGCAUUUUGCACAAGGAUAUUGAUUGUUUUGUUGAGGGUUGUGAUUCAAAAAAUCAUAUGAAAUUAAUGAAAAAUAAGGAUAAUGGGGAGCAAAUUGAGGAGAAUGGGAGAGUUGUUUCAAAGUGUUCUUGUUGUGGGGAGCCUCUUAAAACAAGAACAUCCUCGACUUUGUCCAUGAACGCCCCCACGCCAUCCCCUCGAUUACCCUUGUUGGCUAGCAGAAAUGAAGAAGGACGCAGUGGGGAAUUGCCUCAUAUUAAGUAUAAGGAGCUUAAUUUUAAUUCAGCAAACGAAUCAGAGGUUCAAGAGGAUGAAAAUGUGUCAAAUGGAGCAGGUAGAGAAGAUACCAGUGCUGCUACGGUUCCAUUACUACCUGAUUCUGAGGGUAUAAAGGAAGGUGGAGUCAGAACCCCUAAUUUUAAUAAAGGAAACAAUUUUUUUGGAAUCCCAUUGUCGGAUUCAGCUCAAUCCAGUCCUAGGUGGGAGAGCAUGGGUACUCGAAAGCUCUCUGUCGAUGAUGCAAGUGCUCUAAAUGGAGCAGACGGUGACUCCAUUUUGCAUUGUUUGAAGAGACAGGUUCGGUUGGACCACAAGUCCCUGAUGGCAUUGUACAUGGAAUUAGAUGAAGAAAGAAGUGCUUCUGCAGUUGCAGCAAACAAUGCAAUGGCCAUGAUCACCCGAUUACAAGCUGAGAAGGCGGCUGUCCUCAUGGAGGCCUUGCAGUAUCAGAGAAUGAUGGAAGAGCAGGCAGAGUACGAUCAAGAAGCUAUACAAGUAUUGAAAGAUGUGCUUUUAAAGAGUGGGGAAGAUGUAAAGCUUUUAGAGUCUGAAUUUGAAACCUAUACAGAAAAAUGUGGACCUAUCAAGAAAGAAGAUCGUGAGAUCUGUGAGGUUGAUGAAGAUUAUCAAGAGUUCAAAUACCAUUCAUUUUCAUCAUUUAGCGAGAAAUCAGACUGUGGUAACUCAAGUGGGGUGAAUAAAAAUGACCAUGAGCGUUCUUAUGAUCGAUCUUUGGAAUAUGCAGGACGGUCUUCGGAAUCGGAUGAAUUGUUGUUAGAUUUUGAGGAAGAGAGAUCUCACCUUCUAGCCCUUUUGACUGAUCUUGAGAGGACAAUGUAUACAUCUUCAGAUGAAGGAUCAGAUUCUUCGGAGGUUGAUAAUGUUAAGCAUGGAGAUGCUGCCAGAGGUGAAAAUGAAAAUAAGGUCAUCCUUACACAAGAAGUAUCUCUAGUUAGGGAGAGGUUGAGAGCCAUAGAAACCGAUAGUGGCUUCUUAAAGCAUGCGGCUAUGACACUCCAGAAAGGGGCUGAGGGGACUAGACUCUUGACUAAGAUAGCUCAACAUCUUCGGAAAGUUAGAACCGCUGACAAAAUUCCAUCCGAAGAGACGAAUGCAUGA
Messenger RNA from Fraxinus pennsylvanica, 1839 nucleotides. Lineage: Eukaryota; Viridiplantae; Streptophyta; Magnoliopsida; Lamiales; Oleaceae. The record is from the annotation of a GenBank genome assembly.